AGGAGAUGACCAAGAAUCUGUGAAACCAAACGAGGACACUUGUGCAUAAUAACUAAGACUGCUGCGUCCACAGUGCAGUGUGUAUGUAGCUACCUGGUCGACGUCACAUUGCCACAGUCUACAGAGCAAGCGAGCAGUAAGGCUACUUCCUCGAUCAACGGAAUCACAGAACGAGCAACGGGAAGGAAGACAAGAAAAAGAAAAGUCACAGAACAAUAAAUAAUCCGUACAUUUGCAAGACGAGGUGGCCCAGUGACGCGUCACCAUGGCACCCUUCUUGCGGAUCGCCUUCAACUCUUACGAUCUGGGUGUUCUGUCCCCCCUGGCCCCUUCUGAUACCCCCUUCUGUGCCAUCAAGAUGAAGGAGGCCCUCACCACCGAGCGUGGUAAGACGCUGGUUCAGAAGAAGCCCACCAUGUUCCCAGCCUGGAAGGCCAGCUUCGACGCCCACAUCUACGAGGGGCGUGUCCUGCAGGUGCUGCUGAUGAAGACUGCAGAGGAGCCAUUGGCCGAGGUCACAGUGGGCAUGUCUGUCCUUGCCGAGCGCUGCAAAAAGGCCAACGGCCACGCUGAAUUCUGGGUUGACCUGCAGCCCUCGGGGAAGGUGAUGAUGGCAGUGCAGUACUUCUUGGAGGGAGCAACUGAUACAGAGGGCAAGCCUCCCACAAAGGAGGAGGUAGGGGGUCCCACCAUAAACCGCAGAACGAGAGCCAUCAAACAGGCCAAGAUCCACGAGGUCAAAUGUCACGAGUUCAUCGCCACCUUCUUCAGACAGCCCACCUUCUGCUCCGUCUGCAGAGAGUUUGUCUGGGGGCUCAACAAGCAAGGGUACAAGUGCAGACAAUGCAAUGCAGCUAUUCACAAGAAAUGCAUCGACAAGAUCAUCGGCAGGUGUACGGGCACGGCAGCCAACAGCCGGGACACUGUGUUCCAGAAGGAGCGCUUUAAGAUAGACAUGCCACACCGCUUCAAGAACCACAACUACAUGAGUCCCACCUUCUGUGACCACUGUGGCAGUCUGCUGUGGGGCCUGGUCAGGCAGGGCCUCAAGUGUGAAGAUUGUGCCAUGAAUGUGCAUCAUAAGUGUCAGGAUAAAGUGGCCAACCUUUGUGGAAUCAACCAGAAACUACUGGCUGAAGCACUUACACAAGUCAGCCAGAAAUCCUCCACUCGGCGCUUGGACCCAACUCUAGCUGACCCAGAUAUAGGAGUCUAUCAGGAAGUCAAUAGGAAUUCCACUAGUGGUCUGGAUGUCAAUGACGGCCACCCUUAUGGCAGGCUGUGGAAGGGCUCCAGCCCGCAUCCCCCAUCUCGCCUCACCCACCUGACACUCAUCAACGUAGACAACUUUGUCUUUCACAAGGUCCUAGGCAAGGGCAGCUUUGGCAAGGUCCUGCUGGCAGAGUUGAAAGGUCAGGGGGAGUGGUUUGCGGUGAAGGCUCUGAAGAAAGACGUGGUUCUGAUGGAUGAUGAUGUGGAGUGUACCAUGGUGGAGAAGAGAGUCCUGGCCCUGGCCUGGGACAACCCCUUCCUCACACACCUCUACUCCACCUUCCAGUCCAAGGAACACCUGUUCUUUGUCAUGGAAUAUCUGAAUGGAGGAGACCUGAUGUUCCAUAUUCAGGAGAAGGGACGCUUUGACCUCUACAGAGCAACGUUCUACUCUGCUGAGAUCAUCUGUGGCCUUCAGUUUCUGCACUCCAAAGGGAUCAUUUACAGAGACCUGAAGUUGGACAACGUGAUGUUAGAUCAUAGCGGACAUGUAAAGAUAGCAGACUUUGGCAUGUGUAAGGAGAACGUGUUUGGAGAGAGCCUAGCCACAACCUUCUGUGGGACUCCUGACUACAUCGCUCCAGAGAUACUGCUGGGUCAGAAGUACUCCUUCUCCGUGGACUGGUGGUCAUUUGGGGUGCUGCUGUACGAGAUGCUGAUUGGUCAGUCACCCUUCCAUGGUGAUGACGAGGACGAGCUGUUUGAGUCUAUCCGCAUGGACACGCCACACUACCCUCGCUGGAUCACCAAGGAGGCCAAGGACCUGAUGGAGAAGCUGUUUGAGAGAGACUCGACUCGCAGGCUAGGCAUCGUUGAUAACAUUCGUGUCCACCCCUUCUUCAAGACCAUCAGCUGGCCCGCCCUGGAGAGGAGGGAGGUGGAACCCCCCUUCAGACCUAAAGUGAAAGCCCCCAACGACUGCAGCAACUUCGACCGAGAGUUCCUCAGUGAGAAACCCUGCCUUUCCCAUGGUGACAAGAACUUCAUGGAUUCCAUGGACCAAUCAGCUUUCGCCGGGUUCUCCUUCAUCAACCCAGAGAUGGAGCUUCUCCUGGAAAAGUGAGGGAGGGGCCUGUCAACCAAUCCCCAUGCUCUUAGUUCUCAGUGACAUUACUGGGGUCAUAGGGGAAGCCAGGGAUACAUUACUAAUGGGUCGUUCCAUGAAAUGGUUGCCUUUUGGACAUGCAAACUUUUAAGAAAUUAAUUUACAAAUAUAUUUUCUUUCAGCAUUCAAUUGCAUUCAAUGUGAUCAAACCCUCAACUUGAGUGAGCUGUUCAAUGUUCAGUAUUUGUGACUGUAAUAGAAGCACAAGCCGUUUCCUACGGAUAAACACAUUUUUCCAUCUCAGACAUAAGAAUCCUAUGAACUAAGAGCAUUUUAUCUUCACUUGUACCACAUUGUCAACCCUGUUACCUAAGACACUUAUGUAACUGCCUAACUAUUAUUUAAAAGCAUGUUUGAGAUAAAUCCAACAUUUUCUCA
Molecule: messenger RNA, 2755 nt
Organism: Salvelinus sp. IW2-2015
Lineage: Eukaryota; Metazoa; Chordata; Actinopteri; Salmoniformes; Salmonidae
Product: protein kinase C delta type
Biological process (GO): intracellular signal transduction; peptidyl-serine phosphorylation
Molecular function (GO): ATP binding; diacylglycerol-dependent serine/threonine kinase activity
Source: RefSeq, a predicted model, not a curated record